Molecule: messenger RNA, 1773 nt
Organism: Portunus trituberculatus (swimming crab)
Lineage: Eukaryota; Metazoa; Arthropoda; Malacostraca; Decapoda; Portunidae
Gene: sturkopf
Product: lipid droplet-associated hydrolase-like
Exons: 7
Coding region: 463-1437 (324 amino acids)
Biological process (GO): lipid storage
Cellular component (GO): lipid droplet
Molecular function (GO): lipase activity
Source: RefSeq, a predicted model, not a curated record
GGCCAGCACGCACCUCAAACGGCUGUGAAAUUAAAUAUAUUGAGGACACCAACUUACCAAGAGAACAACGCAUUUGUUACAGGAGUUCCUCGUGGAGAACAUAAGGAACCAUAAGUACCUGUGGGACCAUACGAACAGCUCAUACUUGAAGAAGGGCCUGAAAAGAGCGUCAUACAAUACUAUUACGUAUGCCCUCCGAGACAGCUUCCCAGAACUUGGCAACAUUACAGCAGACCAAGUGAGAUCGGACUUACUUCAUGAAGGAGUACCGCAAGGUACAAGCAACCCCAAGCAGUUCAGCUGGCCAGUAUACAUCAAAGUGGGAGUUAUUUGAUGUUCUGUCCUUUCUGAAGGACACAUUAAAUAACUAUACCACAAAGGCCAGUGAUUUCUUCACAGCUGAGUUUCAGUUUUGGCAGAAUGGUGACGCACUAGAUACACGACCUGCCUUCUGCUGAAAGGAUGUCAGCAGCCUUCCAGCUAUUGGAAAUUAUGAAAAAUUAUAAUUCAAGCAUGGCGUCUAGGGCAGCUGUGGCAUGUGGGGCAGUGACCAAACACAGCCUGAUGCUGAGCGGCCGGCCCACGGAGGUGCUGUGUGUUGGCCAGGGACUGCAGGAGGCGCCACAACACCUAGUCCUCUUCAUCCCAGGUAACCCCGGAGUGGCAUCUUACUACAAAAGGACGAUGGAGCAUCUCUACAGUUUGAUGGGUGGUAGUCACUCAGUGUGGGCGGUGUCUCAUGCCGGCCACUGUGUUAACCUGCCCUCCCUCUGGCCAGGCAACCAGCACAUAUACAACCUGGAAGAACAAAUACAGCACAAGAUCACCUUCCUGGAGACACACAUACCAGCCGGGACGAAGCUAACACUCGUGGGUCACUCCAUCGGCUGCAAAAUUAUCUUACGUCUCCUCCAGCAUUUUGAAAACCACCCUAGCAUAUCCAUAACUCAAAGCUACCUUCUGUUCCCUACCAUAGAACGUAUGAAAGUCAGUCCAAAUGGGGUUAAACUAUGGCCUGUUUUAAAGUAUCUACGGUGGUUUGUGGUUAUGUUGGUUUGUGUUGUUUGUAUAUUGCCGGGAAAGAUUUUGGAUGCAUUGCUAAGGUUAUAUUUUGGUAGUUCUACGUAUGAAUGCUGUGUAGACGCCACGAAAGAGUUGCUCAAUCCUCGAGUGGUGCAGAAUAUGCUGUGGAUGGCGCGUGAUGAGCUGGAAAAGGUGGUAGAUCUGGAUGUGGAUGUAUUGAGGAGGCACAGAGAUAAGGUGGUGCUGUAUUACGGUGCAAGUGAUGCGUGGUGUCCAGUGCAGUAUUGGGAGGGAGUGAGGGAACAAGUACCAGGGGUGAGGGCUGAGCUGUGUGACAGAGGAACGCCACAUGCUUUCGUCCUGCGUUAUGCUGAACCCAUCGCAGAAAAGGUUGCGCACUGGAUGGGUUCUUAAGAUUCUGCGUGAUGAUUUAAGGUGGGACUGUUAUGAUUUGGUGGAACUGGUCACAAAACUCCCUUUAGAAAUUAAAUGUUAAGUUUGGGAAGUGUUGACAAGCCUCAUUCUUAAGGUAGUAGAAUUUUUUACGUCAAAAUAUUAGGUGUGAAUGGUGUGUUUUGUUAAGGAUGAUGCAAAACUCACCCACACGAUGAAAUAUAUCAAGUUUGGAAGUGUUCGUAAGUCUCAUUUCCAAGAUAGUUGGAGUUGUAGGUGAGAUUAUAAAAUGUGCGUGUGAGGAGGGAACAGAGUAUUUCUUUAUAUUGGCCAGUGUGUGUGUGUGUGUGUGUGUGU